Cydia splendana is the source of this 1165-nucleotide messenger RNA. RefSeq names its product hepatic leukemia factor (gene Pdp1). NCBI's taxonomy places the organism in Eukaryota, Metazoa, Arthropoda, Insecta, Lepidoptera, Tortricidae. Gene Ontology annotation, cellular component: nucleus. Gene Ontology annotation, biological process: regulation of transcription by RNA polymerase II. The record is from RefSeq and is a predicted model, not a curated record. Gene Ontology annotation, molecular function: DNA-binding transcription factor activity, RNA polymerase II-specific; RNA polymerase II cis-regulatory region sequence-specific DNA binding. Bases 288 to 1157 code for a protein of 289 amino acids. The transcript has 6 exons.
UGAUCGCGCAUCGUAUUAUGUCACUGUAAUUAAAAACUAUGCCGCAUGCAGAGGAAGUGGAGGAAGCGGGUGGAGGUCUGACAAGUGAGAGGCAAGAGUGGACAGGGGGGAGUGUUAGAGGUGGGAGUGAGAGGGCGCGGGAGGGAGGCAGCACGCGUGCAAUCGCGCGUCGGCCUGUCGCGCGCCGCACACCGCCGCGAUCGCACGCCCCGCGCGUCCCCGCAGCGUCCGCGUCGCGAUGAGUGAACACUGAGCGAGUGCGUCGCGGAGCGCCUCGACUCGUUCUCAUGGAGUACCAGCACCCGCAAGCCCUUCAGCCGCUCGGGCCACCGGCGCCGCCACCGCAGCUGCUGCCGCCCGCGCCUCACCCGCCGCUGCCCACGCUGCCCCAGCUGCAGCACGGCCACGCGCACGCCCAGGACGACGACCGUUGGAGCCAGUAUCACAUCUGGAGACAGCACGUUUUCGUCAACGGCAAGUCGGUGAACAAUAAAGACACGCUCGAAGACAAGAAAGAUGACAACGAAUUAUGGGAGGCGCAGGCCGCCUUCCUGGGGCCGAACUUAUGGGACAAGACGCUGCCCUAUGAUCCCGAUCUCAAGGUACAGGAAUACGUGGACCUAGACGAGUUCCUGUCGGAGAAUGGCAUGCAAGGAGAGGCGCUGGGCGGCGCGCACCUGGGCGGCUCGGCGUUCGGCGCGGGCGCGGGGCUUGCGCUGGGGUUGCAGGCGCCCGUCACCAAGCGCGAGCGCUCGCCCUCACCCUCCGACUGCAUGAGUCCGGACACCAUCAACCCGCCGCUCUCACCCGCCGAUUCCACAUUUUCAAUGGCGUCGUCGGGUCGUGAUUUCGACCCCCGGACGCGCGCCUUCUCCGACGAAGAAUUGAAGCCGCAGCCCAUGAUCAAGAAGUCCCGGAAACAGGUAAAUGAAUUCGUGCCCGAUGACCUGAAAGACGACAAGUACUGGGCGCGCCGGCGGAAGAACAACAUGGCGGCGAAGCGGUCCCGCGACGCGCGCCGCAUGAAGGAGAACCAAAUCGCACUAAGGGCCGGAUACCUUGAAAAAGAGAACAUGGGGUUGCGACAAGAAGUAGAGCUGUUGAAGAAAGAGAACCACAUCUUGCGCGAGAAGUUAUCCAAGUACGCGGACGUAUAGGCGGACGC